Messenger RNA from Sitophilus oryzae (rice weevil), 2424 nucleotides. RefSeq names its product origin recognition complex subunit 3 (gene Orc3). Gene Ontology annotation, cellular component: nuclear origin of replication recognition complex; DNA replication preinitiation complex; nuclear pre-replicative complex. Gene Ontology annotation, biological process: DNA replication; DNA replication initiation. NCBI's taxonomy places the organism in Eukaryota, Metazoa, Arthropoda, Insecta, Coleoptera, Curculionidae. The record is from RefSeq and is a predicted model, not a curated record. Gene Ontology annotation, molecular function: DNA replication origin binding. The transcript is spliced from 11 exons. Bases 237 to 2315 code for a protein of 692 amino acids.
GGUUUGAGAUAUUUGUAUAAUUUCAAAUAAGUUAAAUUAUUAAGGUUUUUAAAUUUUUCUAUGUACCUAUUCAACCUGUGAUUUGUGAUUGUUCAUUGUGAUUAUAUUGCACCCGUAAAUUGCGUCCUCUUAAGGAAUUAACCAGAAUUAGCUUAUCACUGCCAUCAGUGCAAAACCCCAGUGUGGAGGGGCUGUGAAACCAAAACAAGAUAUAGCUUUUAAACCGAUUAUAGAAAAUGGUUGAAAAUAACACAGUUUCUGUUUCUAAAGGAGUGUUUGUUUUUAAAAAUAAUUUUAAGCAUACUUCUAUGCUAUCACAUGGGAAUACUUCUAAAAUGUUUUCAAAAAAUUUAUGGCAUAAGGAAUUUAAUCUAUUAUGGAAUUCCAUUUCUGAAGAUAUUGAGGUGCUAACUUGUAAUAUGUUUUCUCUAAUGACAAAGGAUCUUUUAAGUUAUAUUAGACAAGCAUACUAUAAUUCUUCUGUAUGUGAAAUUCCUACAGCUGCUCUUCUUACUGGUAUAAAUAUGCCCGAUCAUGAUAAACAGUUUAAGAAUUUAAAAAGGCAAAUUAUAAAUGAUGUUUCACCACAUGUUGCAUUGUUAAAUAGUCAAGAUUGCAGUUCUGUAAAAUCUCUAAUGGAUAAUAUGGUCUAUCAGUUUUUAAACAAUAGUGGUUGGGAUAAGUCUAGUAAUGGAAAUUUUGGAAACAAUUUUAAGAAAUCCCAAUUAAAUCUUUCUUUGUUAGAAAGGUGGUAUGAGAAUUUGUAUUAUACAAAGAAUAAAAGUGCCCAGCCGAUUAAUAAAAAUCUUCUAAUUGUUGUUCUUCCCAAUUUUGAAAGCUUUAAUAUAGGAGUUCUACAAAAGUUCAUACUUAUUGCAAGUUCCUAUUUACAGAAGUUACCAUUUUUAUUUGUAUUUGGAAUAGCUACAUCAAUAUCAACUCUAUAUACAGCUUUCCCAUACCAUGUUUCCUCAAAAAUUAGUAUAAAAGUUUUUAAGAAUGAAUCCUCUAUACAUCUAUUAAAGAAAAUAUUGGAAAAUGUAUUUUUAAAUUCAUUUUGUGCAUUUCAACUAGGAGGCAAAAUUUUUAAUCUGUUUACUGACAUUUUCUUAUUUUAUGAUUAUUCUGUAAAUAAUUUUAUUCAGAAUAUAAAGUACACAAUGAUGGAACAUUUUUGUUAUGGAAAUGCCAUGGCGUUGUGUAGUUUAGAUAGGAAUGAUGUUAAAAAUACAUUAAAUAUCUUUAAAAGUGAAGAUUUUGAAAAUGUUAGACACUUGAAAUCUUUUAGGCAACUAGUCGAAUCAGAGUCGUAUCAAAAUCAAAUAAACCUAUUAACUAAUGAUGUAUAUCUAAAAGGUGUUAUUUUCGAAAACAUUGUCAUUUUACAGAAAUAUAUAAGAAGAUUGCAUAUAUUUUUAAGAUGCCUCUAUAUAUUAGUAUCUGAUUUACCAGGGCAUCCUCUGGGUAAACAUUUAUACGAGUUAUAUGCUACAUGUGUGAGUGAAGAUGUUACUAAGACCCCACAAUACCAGGAAUGUUUGCGGCUGUUAAGUUUUCAAUCACAAAAUAAUCUCUGUGUUAAAUUAAAUGAAAUUGUGGCAAUUCUCGACGAAUCAAUAAACAAAAAUAGUAAAAGAACCCAAAUGAAAGAGUUUUAUUCUAAAAUAAAAGACUACAUUAUUUUAUUGAAUGAUUUAAAUGAUGCUGAAAUGGAUGUUGUAGAUGAAAGUAUAUCUCCAAAUAAUUCAUUUACUAAUUGUACUGAUAGAAAAUCUUUAAAAGAGUCAUUGCUUCUGAGAACGAAAUCAAGGAUGGAGCCACUCACUAAAUAUGCAAAAUUACGAAAAGAUAUUUUAGAAACUAUCUCAUCAAAUUUUGAAAUACAUUUAGUACAGCCUAGCAGCUUGUGUUUUUAUGAAAUAUUCUUUUUUGAUGAUAUUUCAAUACAAAAUAAAAUUAUUGGAAUUCAUAGGACUGCUAUCCAUACGGCCUUAAAUGACCCACAAGUUUAUUUGCAGUGUAAUUGCUGCAAAUUAAAUAAUUCCCACUCUAUUAAACCGAAAAUGCCUGAUAUUUGUAUUACAUACAAACUACAUUUAGAGUGUGGGAAAAUGAUAAACAUGUAUGACUGGUUACAAGCUUUUUUGUGCAUUAUAGAUUCCAGUUUCAAUGCAGAAAAUAACACAAAUUCAAAAAUAAACCCGCAGUAUCAAGCUCGUUUUACUCGAGCAGUGGCUGAAUUAGAACAUCUUGGAUUUAUUAAAAGUUCCAAAAGAAAAGCCGAUCACGUCAGUCGACUUACCUGGGGUGGAUAGUUUUUUUAUAUAGUUUUAAUUAGGUUGAAUUUACUUUUUUUAUUUAUAUUUGGUAUUUUUUUCACUAUUUUAUAUUUAUAUUUUUCUAAUAAAUCUGAUUUUGUAUCUA